AUGAUGUGGGUUUUGCUUGGCUUUUUUGGCCAGAAUUUGGAUGGUAAUAUUUCUGCUGUGGUGGAGGUUGCUGUUGUGGUUGUUGUGGAGGUGGAGGGUUUUGUAAAAGAUUUCUACAAGUUAUCAUCUAGAAGAUCUUUGGAACUAGAAGUUAUCAUUUACAACAUGCCAAGAGUCCCUUUCCCACAGAGGUUAGCCCAGGCUAAGUUAGAGAAAAAGUACGGUAAAUUUCUAGACAUCCUUAAGAAACUUCACAUUAAUAUACCGUUCUUGGAUGCAAUUUCUGAAAUGCCUUCUUAUGCAAAGUUUUUGAAAGACAUGCUAUCUAACAAGAAGAAGCUUGCAGAGAAUGCUACUGUUUCUCUAACUGCAGAAUGUAGUGCCAUUCUGCAAAACACUCUUCCUAAGAAACUAGGUGAUCCAGGCAGCUAUUCAAUCCCAGUGAAGCUCGGAGAUAUAGAGAUCAAUAGAGCGCUAUGCGAUCUUGGUGCAAGUGUAAGCCUUAUGCCGCUCUCCAUCUGCGAAAAGCUUCAAAUGGGUGAGCUAAAGCCUACAAGGAUAUCUCUGCAACUUGCAGACAGGUCAGUUAAAUUUCCCCUCGGUAUACUUGAAGAUGUUCCAUUGCGAGUUGGUAAAUUCUUUAUUCCAUGUGAUUUUGUUGUUAUGGAAAUGGAAGAAGAUGCCCAUGUCCCUAUUAUUCUUGGUAGACCAUUCUUAGCUACUGCAGGUGCAAUUAUUGACAUGAAGAAUGGGAAAAUAACAUUUGAAGUAGGGGAUGAGAAAAUG
This is a messenger RNA of Chenopodium quinoa (quinoa), 786 nucleotides long. RefSeq names its product DNA damage-inducible protein 1-like. The record is from RefSeq and is a predicted model, not a curated record. Gene Ontology annotation, molecular function: aspartic-type endopeptidase activity. The annotation marks the transcript as partial. Gene Ontology annotation, biological process: proteolysis. The transcript has 3 exons. NCBI's taxonomy places the organism in Eukaryota, Viridiplantae, Streptophyta, Magnoliopsida, Caryophyllales, Amaranthaceae.